This is a messenger RNA of Drosophila sulfurigaster albostrigata, 6569 nucleotides long. RefSeq lists its product as uncharacterized. Gene Ontology annotation, molecular function: 1-phosphatidylinositol 4-kinase activity. Gene Ontology annotation, biological process: phosphatidylinositol phosphate biosynthetic process; phosphatidylinositol-mediated signaling. Gene Ontology annotation, cellular component: membrane; cytoplasm. The record is from RefSeq and is a predicted model, not a curated record. NCBI's taxonomy places the organism in Eukaryota, Metazoa, Arthropoda, Insecta, Diptera, Drosophilidae.
CAAUAAUUGAACGAGUCGGACGUCGCGUCGGUCGCUCGCUCGUUUGUCGCAUAAUUUGUUCGUACAGUGGUGUGGAAAACACAAAAACAACGUCGAAAAAAUACAAGUUUUUUAUCGCACACUGUUAAACAAUAAUAUCCGCUAUGAUAAAUAUAGCAUAUUGUUGAUAUUCACGCAAUAUAUUAGUUGAAAUUAUAAAUACGAUUUGUGCGCGUCGCGUCUCUCAAAUUCUGAUUCUGCUUCUGAUGCGAGUAUGUAUGUGUGUAUAUACAUAAAUACAUAUGCAUGUAUUUAGGUGUGCCUUUUGCCGUCGUCUAUCGUCUGCCUAGCAAAAAGCAAGAAAAAAGUGCGCGCGUCCACUUAAACAAAUAUGCAAAGCGAAUGAUAAUAAAAAGCAUUGAUUAAUAAAUAAGCAAGAUAUUUCAAAUAUUGAAUCAAGUGUGCUGCUGUCUGUCGUCAAAUUUGCCGUUUUUUUCAAGAAACAGGCGUACACACACGCAAAAACAACAACAACGUCAUCGACAACAACAAGUGAAAGUGUAAAAGUAACAACAUAAAUAGUUGUAUUAAUAGCAGCACCAACAACAUCAGCAACGCAUUGCACAAACUGUGGAUUACGACGCCGCUAAACCAGGAAUUACUCUACUCGUUAUAUACUCAAUCUUGCAACUGUUGCAAAUACAUAAACAGCAAAAAAGUGAACCUGAGCCGAAAUGGGCCUCCGUCUACUACGAUUCAGCGUCGAGUGAAUGUGACUCAAAUGUAGAGCAAGAGCAUUCAAUUCACUAUUCAAAAUGAGUCAACUGCAAGAGCGAAAACAACAGCAGCAGCUGGAAGGAAUCACUGCACUUGUAACAAAGGUCUAAAGCAAAAAAACAGAAGGAAAGAAAGAACGAAGAAAAGACUCUUGCCAUCCAGAAGACUAUCUCUAUCUCACUCACUCACUCACACUCAACACGCACUCAAUCUACAGUCUAUACUAGAAAUCUUCGAACGCAAUCAAAAUGAACUCCGUCAUCUCAGCAUUCAAAACCAAAAAGAACUCGAGCAAUUCGAGCAGCAACUCAACGGGCGCCAUGACAACGGCCACCGCCACAGCAGUUGCCACCAGCGAGGAGCUGAAGCAGAAGCAGAAUGGUGGCAGCAUCGUUGGCCUGAGCAUAGCCAGCGUUGGUGGCGUCACACGGAAGAAACCCGUUGCCCAGGACAAUGGCUAUCAGUAUCUGCGGCAGAUCCGUGAAAUCGAAACAGCCAACAAACUGCUCUCGCCUGUGGCUCUGGCUGUGACCGCCGAUGAUCUGCACACUGGCAGUGAACUUCUCAACUUCCGUCCCGCCGCCGUGGAUGCUCUCGAUGGCGGUGCCGAUGUCGUGGAUCAUUGUGCGCCUGCCAUGGUGCGUUUGUCCUGCUCAGAUGCUCAUUCUGAUUACAACAUGAAUGGCAAAACGAUCAGCAGCAGCAGUUUGAGCUCGAUUAAUGGCAAACUGAUUGAGAAUGGCAAUGGAAAUUUGGAUAGUUGUGGCUUGACCUGCGAUGAUGAUGACAACUCGGAGCAUUCGACGGCUGCUUGCAACAGCACGAGCAGCUCCAGCGAACACAGCAACAGCACCGUGGUGCACAGUCCCACAGUGGUUGCUGCCCCCGCCACAACAGCACAGCCCAGUUCCAGCUCCAGUUGCAGUCCCAGUCCAAGUUCUGGUGCCGAGCAACCGCUCACUGUUGUUUGCCCGGAGAAUGGCGGAGCUCAGACGCCGCUUGCCUCGCCCGUGUUGAGCCAAGGACAUCAUGAGGAUUAUGUGCCAGCGUUUCUCAAAGCGCCGCCCGUCACGUUGCCCCUCAGCAGCAGCAGCAACAACAGCAGCAGCUUGAGCAGCUGCUGUAGCAGCAUCAGCAACAACACAACUUCCAACACGCCCGCCAUCAGCUCUGCGGCCAGCACUCCGAAGCACACGCGUUACUCCAAGCCCCGCCUAAGUCUGAGUCGUGGUUUCAAUCACUCCAUGCCCUCGGUGCACGGUCGUCCCAAUCUCAGUGUGGCGCCACCAAAUGGUGCAGCACAGACGAACGGACAGGCGAACGGACAGCCGCCCAAGCGCAUCUCCACGCAUCAAAGGAACUUGAGUUUGGAUUUCAGAUCUAUGGGCAUUUUGCUGCCGCCAGUGUCGCAGGUGACAAACACACGCAUCAAUCACACGCAACAUCAUCGCAAUCGCAGUCUCGACAGCGCCCUGCAACGCAUACCCGAGGUGGAAAUCUCGUCGCCCAAUGCAGAGAACGAGCCAACAUUUUGCUCACCAUCAUCGAUACUCAGCACGAAUAUGUGCUCGAAGAUUGUAACUACAGCGGCCAGUGUAACCGCUGCUCUCUCCACCUCCCCGCCAAUGCCAGCCAUCAGCAGUCAAGCUGUGACCACGAAUCCAACAACAGUCGCUGCCUGCAACAAACCUGCAACUGAGACGCCUCCAGUGCACACAGCAAGUGCAGCCAUAGUUGAUGCCUGCCCCACGUUACGUAUGCGUCCCAAGUCCAGUGAAUCGAUGUCCUCGCGCUCCCAGGACAUUGUGGGCGUCAUCGGUGGCAACACAGGAGGCUGCAACAGCAGCAGCAAUAGUUGCAGCAGUGCGGGAAGCAGCAAGAAACGCGAGGAUUUGACUAGUCUGGGAUCCGAUGACUCCGGCAUCAUCUGUGGCUCGGAAUCGGACCAAAUCUCAUUGAAUCGCAUAUGCCACUCACAUGAAUCGCUCGAUUCGGGUGAAAUGGAUGCCGAUGGUGAUGCGGACGCCGAUGGCGAAGAGGAAUGCAUUGAUAUGAUGGACACCACAUCGAUGGAUGAAGACUACAAUCUAAUGCAAUCCGAUUUGUGUUUCUAUCCGCCGCCACCGCAUGCUGCCAACGAUUUCGAUUGUCGCACUUUGCGUCCAUCACGCAAACAGAAGCAACAGAAGCGCGAGCAGGCCAAACUACAACUGGAACAGCAGCAGCAGGAACAGCAGGAGGCAGAGCAACGAGAUGUGGAUGCACGCAUGCGUUAUCGAGUGAUGAACAUGUCACAGGCGGCCAUUAACCUAGAGCUCGGCACCGCGCCAAAUGAGAUUGAACCUGUGCUGGAUGAAGAUGAACACGAGGAACAGCAGGAGGAGCAGAAGGAAGCAUUGCCCGCUGCAGCACAGAUGACGACAACAACGACGACGACCACACCCACAACAACACCAGUGGCAACGCCCACGCCCAUUGCAACGCCCACAGAGAGCACCAAAAACGAUCAGGUGCUGUUCAAGAACUUCUUUGGCGCCACCAAGAAUGCGAUCUUCCGCACGGCGCAAAGCAUCAUCGAGAACCACGAGAAAAAGAAUGCGGCCAAACAGAAAACAGGCGGCGAUGAUACGCCUACAACGACAGUCACGGGGAGUGCCACGCCCACAGCGACAACGCCACAGGAUCAGGUCAAGUCACCCACAGACAUCUCCAAGAAGAAAGAGUUCUUCAGUCUGCUCACCUCGAACUCCAGUAAAAAGGCAGCAGCUGCUGCCGCCGCUGCAUCUGCUUCAGCAGCAGCCACGCCCACAGCUGCCACAGAGCCAACAACAGAGGGAAGCAAAGGCGUUGCCGAGGAAGUGAAAAUCAAGGAACGCACGCUGAAUCUGCGUUUGCCAGGCGCAGAGAUCGAGGAUGCAACGCUGCUGAAGAGCUCGUCGAUCAGUUCGCUGCACAAACAUCUCCAGCCGGUGCCCGGCGUGGUCAAGUACUUCAUCAGCGAGAGGGCGCCAACAGCGAAUGCUCAACAGAGUGCGGAACGUGGACCCAGUGGAUUGUUGCGUUUCUUCGAGUCACCCGUCUUCAAUAUACACUUCGCCGUGCACUAUUUGUUCUACUCCAAGGAACCGGGUGUCUUGAGCUUCAUUGGCAACAAGAUCUUCAGCUUCCCCGAUCAUGUGGUCGAUCUGUAUAUUCCCCAGUUGAUAGUGAUGUACAUACAGAUGGAUGAGUUAGCGGAAGUGUUGGAUCCCUAUUUGACCAUACGUUGUCGCAAGUCUGUGGACUUUUCGCUCAAGUGUCUGUGGCUGUUGGAGGCGUACAACUAUCAACUGGACACGCUCGGCACGAGCAGUCGCAAGUCCAAGCUAGCAUUGAUGAAGGAGAUCUUCUCGAAGCGCGAGCAAAAGCAGCAAACCAAAUCGGAGUCGGCACGGGGUCCAGCUGUGGCCCUGGUGAAGAAGACGCAUCAUCGCUCGCAAUCGGAUGCCACAGUGCUGCUAACGGAUUCACGCAGUCCACACACGUUGAGCAUCAGCCAUCGGAUGUAUCAGCAGCCGCCGUAUACGACGCAAACGUUGCCAAGCACACCGGCCAAGCUGUGUCUCGGCGAUCUGAAUUCGGGGCGUGCUUUCGACAACGGUUGCACCUGCUUUGAGACGGUGCGUGGACAGGUCAAUGGACUGCUCGGACAACGUACUUUGUGCAGUUGUGGAGCACCACGAACAGCCCCACAAAAGGAGUUCAUGAAGGCGCUGAUGAAUGUGGGCAAGAAUCUAACCGCGUUGCCCUCAAAGGCGGAAAAGACCUCAGCGCUUCGCAUGUCGCUCAAUCUGAUCAAUAAGAAUUUGCCAGCGCGUGUUUGGUUGCCGCUCUACUCGGACAUUCCGCAUCAUGUGGUGCGCAUCACAGAGGAGAAGACUGCAGUGCUCAACUCCAAGGAUAAGACGCCGUACAUCAUCUACGUGGAGGUCGUCGAAGUCCCCGAUAUCUACACCUCACCGCUGAUACCCAAAAUGAUGCCAACACUGCGACAUACAAAGAGUGAGGAGCAUUUGGAUGGCGGCUGUCUGCAGGCGCAUCACCAAAGCUGUAGUCGCACCUCCAGCUGCAGCAGCAGUCAUCAUGGCUCCAGCUGUAGGCGUAAGAAGGCGGCAGAGAAUGGGGCCGAAAAUGGUUGUGGAGAGCCGGCAAGCCACAAUGGAAAUUGUGGCGGAAAUCUGUUGUCGCUGGGAGGAUUGCAGCUGCAGGAAGAUGACGUGUGGUCACAGGAGGAUGAUGAGAUCACCGCUCAAUAUUUGCAUAUGCGUAAGAACAGCGAACGCGAUGCCAUUUCCCAAAUGUCGCUGGACUCGUGUGACUCCAGAGAUCAAGGUCCACCAGUUGUCUUCAACAUUGGCGAUGUGCGUACGCGGCAUUGCAACAAUUUGAACUGCGAAAACACUAAGUCGUUCAGCAAUGAUCCCGAGGAUCCCUCGGCAGCCGCGCUAAAGGAACCCUGGGAUGAGAAGGAGAAACUGAUACGUGAGUCAUCGCCAUACGGACAUCUGUCCAGCUGGAGACUGCUCUCAGCCAUUGUCAAGUGUGGCGACGAUUUGCGUCAGGAACUGAUGGCCACACAACUGCUACAGAUGUUCAAGAUUAUUUGGCUGGAGGAGCAGGUGGAUCUGUGGGUGCGUCCAUAUAAAAUCAUUUGCCUAUCGAAUGACAGCGGCUUGAUUGAGCCCAUUUUGAACACCGUUUCGCUGCAUCAAAUCAAAAAGAACUCGAACAAAUCGUUGCGAGAUUAUUUUAUUGAUGAAUACGGCACGUCAACGGGCGAAAGUUUUCGUCGUGCUCAAAAGAACUUUGUGCAGAGCUGUGCGGCAUAUUGCCUGAUAUCCUAUCUGCUGCAGGUUAAGGACAGGCAUAAUGGCAAUAUACUCUUCCAUUCGGAUGGCCACAUUAUACACAUAGACUUUGGCUUCAUUCUGAGCAUAUCUCCAAAGAAUUUGGGUUUUGAGCAAUCACCUUUUAAGCUCACACACGAGUUUGUCGAUGUUAUGGGCGGCACCAGCUCUGAACAUUGGCGCGAAUUCAAUCGCCUGCUGCUCGUCGGCAUGAUGUCAGCGCGCAAGCAUAUGGAUCGCAUUAUCAACUUUGUAGAAAUCAUGCGCAGCAAUGCCCAGUUGCCAUGCUUUAAGAAUGGCUGUUCCGGCACCGUACAGAAUCUCCGUAAACGCUUUCACAUGAAUUUAACUGAGCAGGAAAUGGAACGCAAAGUUGAGCAGCUUGUCCAGGACUCGCUGAAGAGCCUGUCCACCAAACUGUACGAUGGUUAUCAAUAUUAUACGAAUGGCAUAUUGUGAGAACGAUUUUUCAUGAAAAUCUAAAUCGGAAACCAUCGAUCGUUCAUCAUUGUCGUCGUCAUAAGCAUAUUAUAAUAAUGUUCAUCAUCAUCGAGCGUGCAACACAAAAUGCCGAUCUGAUAAGAAACCAAAACUAUGGACUGACUUUUUGUUUAAAAGAAAAUUUAUUAUAUAUACAUGCAUACACAGAUAGAUAUCUAUAGUUAUACCUAUAUAUAUCUACAAUAUAUAUAUAUACAAUUAUAUAUAUAUAUAUAUACAUGAACUAUAUUGUGAAAUGUAGUACUUUAACAGAAAUGCAGAGAAAAAGCGAAAUCGCAAAACGAAAGUAAUGCAAGAGAAAGUAGUAUGUGGAACGAAAGAGUGUGUGUACCAAACAACAACUGUUAUUGUAGCCAAAAUCGUUGAUUGUGCGUGUUGGCAUUGUUAUUAUUAUAUAUAUAUAUAUUAUAUUAUAUUUAGGCUAAA